Molecule: messenger RNA, 449 nt
Organism: Phytophthora infestans T30-4
Lineage: Eukaryota; Oomycota; Peronosporomycetes; Peronosporales; Peronosporaceae
Exons: 2
Coding region: 1-321 (106 amino acids)
Source: RefSeq, a predicted model, not a curated record
AUGGCGGCCCGCGUGACUAAGCUCUUCCUGCAGAACUGUGCCUCAGCUAAGGCGAAUACCAGCAAUCCUACCAAGGAAAAGGGAAAGUUGCCUAAGUCCACCACCACGCUGUCCACAAAUAUUCGGACUAAACUGCGCCAAAAGAGCAAGAAAGUGUCUCGCAAGUCCAACGUGAAGGCACUGGAGAAGGCGCGACGCGAGCUGGAGCAAACCAACCGCACAGCAGAAAACCUGCGCAAACUCAAGAACAUAACGUCCACCAAGUCACAGCGCCUCAUGGCGAAGCAGGUUCUUGCGCAGCGGACUGCUGCAUUCCGGUAGACUUGUGAUGUUUUCUUUAGUGCAGCUGAGCAACGUUAUCAGGGGGGGGGGAGGAGACACUACAGUUUCCAGUGGAAGCUCGAGUCGGCCUUUUCGAAAUAAAAAAAUUGCAGCUCUUAAGUCACUCU